Messenger RNA from Anopheles cruzii, 2404 nucleotides. It is a transcript of the gene Srp54, whose product is annotated as probable splicing factor, arginine/serine-rich 7. The transcript has 4 exons. The record is from RefSeq and is a predicted model, not a curated record. NCBI's taxonomy places the organism in Eukaryota, Metazoa, Arthropoda, Insecta, Diptera, Culicidae. Gene Ontology annotation, molecular function: RNA binding. Gene Ontology annotation, cellular component: nucleoplasm. Bases 454 to 2118 code for a protein of 554 amino acids.
GCAGUAGUAACCGUAUAUCUUGCGUGUUUGGUGUGCUCUCUAUUCAACGACCAACAAAUUUGCAUUCGACGCACGAUUAAGGUGUUUCAGGAUAACAGCUGUUUGCAGCCCCUUUGCAAUUUAGUUUUUAGAAUGAAACGCACACGCCACGUGAUCACCCUGUUAUGCUGCGCCGCGCUUUUUCAAAAGAAAGUACUCGCCUAACCGGUACAACACAGGGUGAAUCGGUACCACAGUAGAUUUUACUCUUUCAUGAUUCACGGUCCGCUUGUGUGUGUUGGUGAGAUCGUGGGAAGCCGCACGGUUUCGACUGACAUUUUCUCGUUCUGCGUGUUCGGAGGCGCUUGGUUGCAAAAGGGUUAGAAAACUUGUAUUUUCUUCAUUACCGUCAAUCCGUAAGUAAGACUAUUGCGUCGGGUUGGGGUAAGCGCGUCCUUCACGCGUCCAGCGACAAUGGCCGGCGGCUCGGGCACGAAGGUGGUGCAAAUCACCAACAUUGCUCCGCAGGCCACCAAAGACCAGAUGCAGAAUCUGUUCGGCCAUGUCGGUAAAAUUGACGAAAUUCGGCUCUACCCGACGAUACGGGACGUGUCGUGUCCGGUCGUGUCCCGAAUAUGCUAUGUGAAGUAUUUCGAGAGUAGCUGUGUUGCGGUUGCCCAGCACCUCACCAACACGGUGUUUAUCGACCGCGCACUGAUCGUGAUUCCGGUGCAGGGCGGAAUGAUUCCGGACGAGUACAAGGCGCUCGAGAUGGCGGCGAAUGGAACGCUGGUCCCGGGGCUGCACAGCAUCAGCACCUCGUCGAAGCUUCCGCCGGAAGUGGUGAACCGUAUCGACGGGAUGGUACCGAAUCAGGUGGUAAAAACAAUCGACCCGAAGCUAGAGGAGAACGGACUGCCCGAGUACCCGCCGCUUCCGGUAAACUUCGACGCGAAGAAGAUCGAAGAAACGCGUCGCACGGUCCUGGUGCUCGACAUUCGUUCCGACUGGCGUCUGGAGGAGUUGAUCGAACAUUUCAAGCCGGCUGGCGAGAUCAAGUACGCACGGUACGCGGAAAAUGAGCGCACCAAGUUCGCCCUGCUGGAGUUUUGCGACCAGCGGAACAUCAUCAACGCUUUCAAGAUGCACGGCACCGAGUUCCGGGGUUACCGUGUCUGCGUGCACCAUUCGACACAGCCGAUCGUGAAGCCGGAAGCGAAGAGCAACGAAGCGGCCCAGAAGGAGAUCGAGGAGGCGAUGUCGAUCGUGAAGGAGGCGCAGAGCAUGAUUUCGGCGGCAAUUGAUCCCGUGAUCGGUAUGCUGUCGAAGGACAAACCGAGCAGUCGACGCCGUUCACGCUCCCGUUCGCGGUCCAAGGAGCGCCGCUCGCGUUCUCGUUCGCGCAAACGUUCCAAGUCGCGCACCAAACGUUCGCGCUCCCGCAAACGUUCCCGGAGCCGCUCGAAAAGAUCUCGCUCCGCCCGCCGUUCGCCGUCGAUCGUGAAACGUUCACGUUCGAAAUCGAAACGCUCACCAUCGCGUACUAAGCGGUCGCGUUCCCGGUCGAAAAAACGGUCCCGUUCCCGCGACCGUCGGAAGCGUUCGCGCUCGAGACGCCGCAGCCACACGAGAUCACGCGAACGAUCGAGGCGUUCACGGUCGCGCUCAAAGAAAAGAUCGCGUUCACGUGAGCGGCGCGAGAGGAGCGAGCGGAGCCGCGACCGUAAGAAGUCGUCGCAUCGCACCAAGGAGGAGCGCAGGGCCCGCCGGUCAUCGCGUUCGCGCUCACGAAGCCACAAGCGUUCGACCUCCAGGGCGAACCGUGUGAAGGAUGCAACCGGAAAGACUUCUUCGAAGCGCCGCAGCCGCACCCCGUCCGAUAAGCGGCUGAAGAAAGUGCUGGAGGAAUCGGUGAGCCGUGACUAUGAUGCCGAAGAACGGUUGGCUUCCGGGAUGGAGGAUGACGCAGGUAGCGUUAAGCAACAGUCGGUGUCUUCGCCUCCGCCCGCCACCGGUGGCAGCACUGGCGGUUCAUCGUCCUCAUCCGGAUCAGUGGCCCCAGCGCCGAUGACGCGCGAGAAAACCGCCAGCCCGACAACCGAGAAAUCGGACAAUAUGGACAUUUCCAAUUCACCGUAAAUCCACAAUUUGCUCAGAUCGUAACGUGCCGUGUCCUUGCGAAUGUGCCACGUGAACAUUUGAAACUCGAAUUGUGUCACUUAUUCUAGCCACUCUAGCUUCCGGGAUUCAGAAACAUCCGUUUUUUCAGUGUGCAUAUUUUACCCUUGUGUCUCUACGGUGUUUUCUUCUCCACGCUACCUUCCCGUUUCCUGUCUGUGUCAUACGUAUGUGCGACAAUUUAUUUUGUAAAGAUGCUGCUUCCCGAACAGCGCGGGAAGCUGCAUUUGCCGAGUAUGAUUCAACU